AUGAUGACAAUACCCAUUCCAUCAACCGCAUCCAUUGUGUCCCAGAUCAUGAGCAGCAGCAGAAGAUCCAAGAAGGAGGAGACGUUCUAUAUCCCAGUGGGGCUCACCACGUUUCAGAAAGACCUCAUUGAAAUACUGGUCUCCAUCCAUGCUCAUUCCUUCCAGAAUGAAUCCAAGACGGCUACUCCUCGAGAGCAAGACUCCAGUAAGUCCUCUGUGUCGUCAUCAAUCCCACAAACUUUAUCCGAUAGACAGAUGAACUAUAUCUUUGAUACCAAUAUCAGAUCUGUCAUUAAUCAUCCAUCCUUACUGGUGGAUCAUUAUAUGCCCAGACAAUUCUUGAGAAUGGAACCUAAUGAAAGAUUAAUUAAUACAAGCGGUAAAUUUAAAGUCUUUCAACAAUUAUUAUUUAAAUUGCUGGAUAAGGAGAAGGAUGAGGUGUCCAAGAAGGUUCUUUUAAUUUCACAUAGUAUUAAGGAAUUGGAUAUCUUAGAAGGUUUCCUAUUAGGUCAGAAAGUUAGGAUUAAGAGAAUAUCGGGAACAUCAUUGUACGAUGAGGGUCACCCAGGUCCGGUUGCUGAAUCAUUAUCAUUAUCAUCAUCGUCUUCAUCAGAGAGUAAUGUUAAGAAAUCGAGAGAAAAUUCUUCCACUCCAAUUUCAUCCACGUCAUCACAAUCAAAUACAAAUGUUUCCUUCUCAGGAUAUUCUAAGGACGGUUAUUCUUAUACCAAAAAGAGAAAGUUGAAUCCCCAUGAUAUUGAUCAAGUUGAAGAAUGUAAAAGUAGAGAACAGGAUUGUUUAUUGUUGGCAACGACAACACAUUUGAAAAACGACGAGGAUUUAUUGAAGGAUUUCGAUAUUGAUAUUAUUAUCAGUUUUGAUCCCAUGCUUGAUCCCUUAUUAACUGCAAUUGAUAAAAAAAGAUACAUCAAGGACACUGGUAAGCGAACGUCGUCUCAUAGAAGAAUAAUCCCCAUAAUAAAAAUGCUAGUAUUGGGAUCACCAGAUCACUUUAUUUUAUGUAAUUCUGACGGAGAAAAGGAAACUUAUGAAUUCUUGAAGGCAUCUUUGGAUUAUUUUUUAAAGACUAGAACAUUAAAGAGGGAAGAUGUUGAAUCAUUAGAUUUGACUAAUUUUAAAGAAGCUUUAUUCGGUGAACCCGACGUGACUUGUAAUUGUACUUCCAUCCCGCCUUUAGAAUCAUUCCCCCAUGAUGCCGAUGUUGAUUACCUUACUCCUAAAUUUUCUCCAUUGCAACAUUCAUCAGAUAAGGAUUCACAGACGUUGUGUGUUUCACCACUUAGCUUGAAAUCUUAUCAGGAAGAAUUAAUGCGGAGGUCCAUGCAACGAUUCGAUCAAUUGAAAAAAGAAAUUAAAGAAAAUGAUAAAAUAUUACGAAUUAAUAGGUUAAAGGAAACCACGAGACAAAAUGAAAUCGAUGUAUUGAAAAAUGACAUUGGAAUUAUUUUCAAGAAAUUUCAAGAAUCUGAAAUAUCUGAAACUGGAUUGAAAAAAAGAUUGGAAAGAUUGCUAGGUGAAUCGAUAAAAUUAGAUAAGAGUAAUACGGUUUUGGAGGGCCAACUGGAAGAGCUAACGGGCCUAGUAUCGUUGACAGACGAGAGUAAUAUCGACUCUAAACUCGCCGAAUACACAAGAGAUAACACUUUUAAAGAUAUAAAAUUAAAUGAGUUGACUGUUGAUAACAAAGCAAAAACUACAAAAAAUGAUGAUUUGAGAAUGGAAUAUCAGACGAAAUCUACCAUAGCUGUAGAGAAGGCCCAAACCCUUCAAGAUUUAAAGAGGAUUAAGAAAGAGACUGAAGAAAGAAAAAAUGGACCUCUUAAUACAAUGACUAAUUUAGAACCAUUACUAUCUCGUGAGAAGAAAUUGAAAGGGGAUCUGGAAUCACUUGUUCAAAACUCUAAAUUCUUGAAAGACUUAAUCAAAUCUUUAAAUGAUAAGUAUCCAAUAAUUGGAGGGAAGGAGUCUUCUUCUUCUUCUACGAGUUUACGAGAUAACGCCGGCAAUGGUAACGGAAGAUAUCGCUCAAGAAGGGGUAAUACUCCUAAUUAUACGAGAUAA
Molecule: messenger RNA, 2082 nt
Organism: Naumovozyma castellii
Lineage: Eukaryota; Fungi; Ascomycota; Saccharomycetes; Saccharomycetales; Saccharomycetaceae
Gene: HDA2
Product: Hda2p
Exons: 1
Coding region: 1-2082 (693 amino acids)
Source: RefSeq, a predicted model, not a curated record